AUGAUCGGCAUCACCAACACUAACCAUCUCCAGCGUCUUCCGCGGCUGGUUCAAGGUUCCGGUUCGAUCGGUUCGCUGGCGCAUUGUAUGGCGCAAUCGGUGCGCAAGAUAAAACAUCAUCCGCAACACACUCCGCGCCGCCAAAAGACCCUAGCCUUGCUCGGCCGCUUUGCGAACUCCCAGCAGGAGGUAAUAGUGGCCAUCGAUGAACCAGGCAAAACGCAGUACCACGAGGCUAACUUCAACACGAGCUCCUAUCAGUACGGCUACAAGGUGGGCCCGAAUGGUCAGUUCCAUCAUGAGACGCGCGGACCGGACGGAGUCACGUACGGCUGCUACGGGUACAUCGAUCCCAAUGGGCAGCUGCGCGUCACGCACUACGUGGCGGACACGCACGGCUACCGAGUGGUCGAACCUAAUCGGCCGGUCGAGAUAUUCGUCGACGCCCCGACGCAGUACAGCAACUCCAUUGUUGAGGACGAACCUCGUGAGAGGCAACGCGGACAGCUGCGACCGUGGACCGAGCUGUAUCUACCGAAGGGUUGCGGAAUGUUUCCGGGAGGGAUGCGCCCUGAAGGAACGUCAGGCACGACUCAACCUCAACCGCGUCCCACGCCAGGAAGCAAUCAACCGAACCAGGGGCAAGGUCAGUGGCAAGGUCAAGGGCAAGGUCAAGGACAAGGUCAAGGGCAAGGUCAAGGGCAAGGACAGGGACAAUGGCAAGGCCAAGGUCAAGGCCAAACACAAGGUCAAGGCCAAGCACAAGGUCAAGGCCAAGCACAAGGUCAAGGCCAAACACAAGGUCAAGGCCAAGGACAAGGUCAAAGUCAAAGCCAAAGUCAAGUUCAGAACCAAGGACAAGGCCAAGGACAAGGCCAAGGACAAGGUCAAGGCCAAGGGCAAGGGCAAGGUCAAUGGCAAGGACAGGGACAAUGGCAAGGCCAAGGUCAAGGACAAGGACAAGGGCAAGGCCAAGGCCAAGGCCAAACACAAGGUCAAGGUCAAGUGCAAGGUCAAUAUCCGGAUCAAGGGCAAGCUCAAUGGCAGGGGCAAGGACAAGGGCAACAACAAGGAACCCAUCAUGGUUCAGGACACCAGGGACAACAUCAAGGAUCUCACCAGGGACCGAUCAGUUCCGGGGAGCAUCAAUCGCAACACCAAGGCAGCCACCAGGGCAUCAAUAGUGGGCAGCACCAAGGCCAACACCAGGGUAGCCACCAGGGUCCUGUUGGCUCCGGGCAGCACCAAGGCCAACACCAGGUGAGCCACCAGGGCCCCAGCGGCUCCGGGCAGCAAGGACAAGGUCAAGCACAAGGCCAAGGCCAAGCACAAGGUCAAUAUCCGGGCCAAGGGCAAGCCCAAUGGCAGGGGCAGGGGCAAGGACAACACCAGGGACCACAUCACGGUUCAGGACACCAGGGACAGCAUCAAGGAUCACACCAGGGACCGAUCAGUUCCGGAGAACAUCAAUCGCAACACCAGGGGAGCCACCACGGCCCGAGCGGCUCCGGACAGCAAGGCCAAGUACAAGGUCAAGGCCAAGCACAAGGGCAAGGCCAAACACAAGGUCAAGGCCAAUGGCAGGGGCAAGGACAAGGGCAACAACAAGGAACCCAUCAUGGUUCAGAACACCAGGGACAACACCAAGGAUCUCACCAGGGACCGAUCAGUUCCGGGGAGCAUCAAUCGCAACACCAAGGCAGCCACCAGGGCAUCCACAGUGGGGAGCAUCAAGGCCAACACCAGGUGGGCCAACAGGGUCCCCUUGGUUCCGGGCAGCAUCAAGGACAGCACCAGGGAAGUCACCAAGGUAUCCACAGUGGACAGCACCAGGGAGAACACCAGCACCAGCACCAGGGACCGAUCAGCGGAAGCAACCAACACCAGGGUAGCCACCAGGGAAGUCACCAGGGACUGUCGCAGGGCGAGUUCCAGGCUCAGCAUCAGGGCCAACACCAGAAACCGAUCAGCGGCAACACGGAGGAGCACAACGUCCAGGUGCAAGUUUCCUGGGGACAGGGAAUGGGUCAACAAGGAGGAGCACCACAGUCCCAAGGCCAAUCGCAGUCACAGGGUCAGCAGUCGCAAGGACAAUCGCAGGGUCAGCAGUCCCAAGGCCAAACGCAGUCACAGGGACAGCAGUCGCAAGGACAAUCGCAAGGCCAAUCGCAGGGUCAGCAAUCGCAAGGCCAAUCGCAAGGUCAGCAGUCGCAAGGCCAAUCGCAGGGUCAGCGACCGCCACUCGGAGUACAAAUUGGGUUCGGAUUUAAGCCGGGCCAGGGGGGCCUGCAGGCAACGCUGGGCCUCGGAGGACCGCACGGAGGUCUCUCCGUAGGUGCGGCCGUGUCUGCGGCUGGAGUGAGUGGCCAGGCGAGCGGUUCUCACAGCGGACCCAACCAUAGCGCUUCCGGAACGAUCGGUGCCGGUGCCGGAGCCGGUGGAGUGCAGGCAGGGGCCAACGUCGACGGUAUGGCCACGAUUCUCGGAACGACGGUGGAUCACUCGCACAUUACGACCGUCACGGCCGGUGGGACCAGCGGGACGCAGAUCUCGCACGCUGGCCACAACUCGAUCGACGGCCAGCACGUGUCCGUGGCGGGCAGCACCGGUGUGCAGGUCGGCGUACAAGCAGGUUUGAUCGAUAGCUCCUUGAAUCACACCGGGCUCGUCUCGGUCGGUGGGGUCAACGUAAGUAGCGCCACGUCGGUGGGCGCAGGAAUCGAGGGCACUCUCACGUCGGGGCUGGAGGGCAGCGCACAUCUAACGCACAACGCCACCAUCUCGAUUCCGACCGGCGGUCAAGGUACGACAACGGAGCCCCCCACUGAAGGUCCGGAGCCAGCAACACCCGUUCCGGGAUCCCCGAGCACCGCGAUCGGUGUUCAUCCUCCGACGAAGCCGAUCGACACGAGCUCACCGCCUGCAUCGAAUGGUCCCGGGCCGGGACCGGAUAAUCCCAACAACGGCAACCCGAACUACCAGAUAGCCGUUUCGCAGUAUCCGUACUUCUUCGUACCGUACCCGUACCCACCGCCGAACGUACCGCAGGCGCCUUGUAACUGUCCCGACGAUCAGCGGCCUAACCAGCAGCAGCAACCGGGCCAACCGACCGGCUACCUCGGCUUCAUUCCGGUCAUCUACAUCCCCAACUGUCACACCCAGAAGAGUGGGCUUCCGGCGAAUCUCAACUGGCCGGCUCCACCGCCACCGACAGGCGUUGGACGCUCGCUGGACCAGCUGCCUGCCCAGCGGUUGUUCCAGAAGCCCGACGGUACCUGGGUGUUGCAGCGAGCCCGCGCCCGGCGGCUCCGUGCCCGGCGGCCACCACCGACAGUAGCGACCCCGUUUGACGGGCCACCGGACACCGGAACCCUUUUCGGGCGGAAGUAG
Anopheles bellator is the source of this 3390-nucleotide messenger RNA. Its product is annotated as hornerin-like. The transcript has 9 exons. The record is from RefSeq and is a predicted model, not a curated record. NCBI's taxonomy places the organism in Eukaryota, Metazoa, Arthropoda, Insecta, Diptera, Culicidae. The coding region runs from base 1 to 3390 and encodes 1129 amino acids.